Molecule: messenger RNA, 1989 nt
Organism: Quercus robur (English oak)
Lineage: Eukaryota; Viridiplantae; Streptophyta; Magnoliopsida; Fagales; Fagaceae
Exons: 8
Coding region: 60-1700 (546 amino acids)
Source: RefSeq, a predicted model, not a curated record
AAAAAAAAAAAAAAAAAAAACAACAACAACAACAACCAUUUUAGCGACAGAGAGAUGUAAUGGACAAUUCAGACCCAGAGGUUCAAGUUGUAUCUAAUUCUCAGGUACUGGGUUCUUCUUGCUCACUCUCACUUCCAUCUGAGCCUCCUGAUAUUAGAAAUUGGUUUUCAAGCUAUGAGUAUGAGUCUCCUGUGCUGGACUUGAAUCACAAUUUUGGGGAUUCUGUUUCUAAAGAAAGUGAAUUUGUGAAAAAUGAAUUGGUUAUCAGUGAGAGUGGAGGAGGAAAAGAAGUAAAUCCUGGUGGAACUGGGAAAAGAAAUCAAGAGUCUGUGAAAUGUAGCAGCUUUUUUGGAAAUGAUAAACACGAAAGCCAGUCUUUUAGUAAGCUUGCAGAUUCAUUGCACUCAACUUCACUCCUUUCUGAGCCCCCUGACAUCAGAAACUGGUUUUCAAGCUAUGUGUACAAUUCUCCUGUACUGGGUACAAAUGAUUUUGGAGAUUCCCUUUCUAAAGAAAUUGAAUGUGAGAAUGAUGAGUUUGAUAUUGAAGAGACCGACUUGGAAAAAGAGGAGACAUUGGGGGAAUACAGCAAAAGUAAAAAUAGAGGUGAAGUGAUUAUUGGUGAGAAGAUGCACUCAAAUGGCUUUGUAAAAUCUAACAGUUGUUUUAUGAACAAUGAAAAGAAAGAACGGUCUUCAAGAGAGGUUGCAGAUUCAUUGCACUCAACUUCACUCCUUUCUGAGCCCCCUGACAUCAGAAACUGGUUUUCAAGCUAUGUGUACGAUUCUCCUGUACUGGGUACAAAUGAUUUUGGAGAUUCCCUUUCUAAAGAAAUUGAAUGUGAGAAUGAUGAGUUUGAUAUUGAAGAGACCGACUUGGAAAAAGAGGAGACAUUGGGGGAAUACAGCAAAAGUAAAAAUAGAGGUGAAGUGAAUAUCGGUGAGAAGUUGCACUCAAAUGGCUUUGUAAAAUCUAACAGUUGUUUUAUGAAUAAUGAACAGAAAGAGCAGUCUUCAAGAGAGGGUGACAAUAGGCUUAGAGGGAAUGAAAAUGCAUCUUCUCAAAAGAAUUCGUCUUUUGAACAAAGCUUGAACUUUAAAAUAAAGCAAAACCAUGGAGUUAGGCCAACCAAAGAUGUAUCAAGCUUGAAUGAUGAAGAUUCUCAAAGUAAGAAUGAGCAACCCCAAAAAAUUCAUUGUAUGCCACUGGAUAUCAGAACUUCAGGCAGUGGUGAUAGAAAAUCUCCAAAACGCUUGAUUCAUAGUAGGGGUGCCAUACAGGAGUGCUCUGAAGUGAAGGUCAAAACAGAAGAUGUGGAGUGUGUGUCCCCUGAAAGCAAGUCAAAGUUAAAUCUAGUCAAUGGAAUUGCAAUGACAAAAUCAACUCAUGGACGCAGUGGCAAGGAAAAUGCAGAAAAUAUUUCAGAAAAUGGUUUUGUUGCAACAAGGAAGAUGAGCUUAACAAGGACAAACGAUGAGAAUUCCUUUAAAAGCACAAAAGGGAUAACUAAAGGGACAGUUCCUUCAGCAGGUGGAAAUGUUGGGGUCGUAAAAAGAAAGGUCUUAACAGAAACAACCAAUUUCCAACACUCUGAUGCAAUGGCGGUUACUGGGAAAUGGCGGUGUCCUCAAAAGAGUAAGCCGAACCUAGGACCUCCUUUGAAGCAACUUCGACUAGAGCAAUGGGUUCGCAGGGUGUGAAAACUUCAUAUGAAGAAAUCUUGGAUACUUAGGGAGACUUCAAUCCUCUCUCAGCAAAUCCUUGAUCAGUCAGCAGGUGAAAUUAUUUGAUACUACACAUGGCUGCUUGUCACCUCAUUGAUUUGCUUGAUCCUUACAUAUGAGCAAAGGAUAAAUAAGGAUAUUCGCAUGUAGGUUGCUACUUGCUAAUCAUCUGAAUAUCACAAAUUUGUGUCAUGUCAUGUGCCUUUAAUGGAGGAGAUCAAUAUUAUUAAUAUCUAAUAUCAAGCAAGGGUUGUUUUAGUGUACA